AUGGGCGGAGGUUGUAUUUCAGUUUCACAGUAUUGCGACGGAAAGUUAGACUGUGACGAUGGCAGUGAUGAGAAUUUUUGCAUCGAACACAAGCCGUUCCAAGAGUUUUGUAACGAGACCCACCAGUACAUGUGCCAGGACUCCACGAAGUGUGUUCCUUUAUCCUGGCUGUGCAACGGUGAGACGGACUGUGAUGAUGGCAGCGAUGAGUUCAACUGCACCGCGAUGCCGGCUGUAAAUGGCAACUCGACAUGCAAAGGAUUCCAAUGUGGAGAUGGCAAGUGCAUCUCGUUCCUGUGGGUUUGCGACGGUGUUUACGAUUGUCCAGAUAAAAGCGAUGAGUAUGCUGAGGAGCUGUGCAGACACGUAUCCCGUCCCCACGCAAUUCUCGACGGCUCAUAUUGUCAGGAACUGCAUACAAUGGACGACCGGAACUACAAAUGUCUGGACGCAUCCUUUUGCCUGCCAAGCAGUAUGAUGUGUGAUGGACUCCAAGACUGCCGCGAUGGCAGCGAUGAAGGACCUUUCUGCAAAAACUGUCCCGAAGCGAUGCUCUUCUUCAAUACCCGGAAUGAUAUCAGAUACUUGAAGAUCAAGACCAAAGAAAUGGUCACAGUGGCUACUGAUAUCAAAGAGGGUCACGGUGUAUCUUUCGAUGGGACUUACAUCUACUGGGUUGAGACAGCACAAGGUCAUCAAUCUAUUUUCAAAGCGCAACUCGGAGACGUCAAAGAUACAAAGGAGGUGCUCGUAGGUCUAGGUCUGGAGGACCCUGGAGACAUAGCAGUGGACUAUCUGGGCGGGAACAUAUACUUCAGUGAUGCAGAAAGAGGGACCAUCUCAGCUUGCAGGGUCGACGGUUCCAUCUGCACCACAAUCAAGACCGAUACCAAAAACCCACGAUUUGUCACACUUGAUCCGAAGAAUGGUAAGAUGUACUGGGCGGACUGGCACGAGCGACCGGUGAUAAUGACGGCGCGGAUGGACGGCAGCCGUCACGAUGUGUUGGUGGACAGCUUGGAGAACUUCGCCACCGGCCUGGCCGUGGACGCGCCCAACGGCAGGCUGUACUUCGUCGAUAAAACUGUCAAAGUCGUCAUGAUUACUGCUAAACACGUUUAUCCCUUAUUUGAAGAGCCCUUCCACCAUCCGUAUUCCAUCGCUGUGUUCGAGAACACAGUGUUCUGGAGUGACUGGACCUCCAACAGCAUACAGACGACUGACAAAUUGCACGGAACUGCGCAGAAGAGGAAUGUUCUGCUCAAACUUGAUACACCAGUCUUAGAUUCAUUAUUCAUAUACGACGGUCAGAGGAGGACCAUCAAUUACAUAAACAUGAGUGACUUCACUCUCGGCGUCACACACGUGUUGAUCUACAACGGCCUGGAAAACGUCGUCGACAUGGAUUACGAUUACGUGACGGAUAAUCUGUACGUGUUGGACGCGAGUCGUCGUGUCGUGGAAGCUGUGUCUUUGAGGACGCAAAAGCGCGCCAUAGUGCAUCGAUUCGAAAUUCAAGAAAUGCCUAUUAGCUUCUGCUUGCUUUCGGACUACGGGAGAAUGUUAGUGGCGGUAGUGGAGAGUGAGAUGCACAACACCAUACACGUGGAUAGCAUCGGACUCGACGGAAGCCAACGGAGACACGUCAUCAUGAACAAUUUGAAAGGUCCCCACGUUCGCCUGCGAUACGUGCCGGAAAGGGAACAGGUGUUCAUAUCUGACGAGAGCAACGGCAUCAUCGAUUACAUUCAUCCCGAAGGUACCGGGCGAGAGAAUUAUCGGGAGCUCACCUCGACUGUAACCAGCCUUGCCAUAGCAGACAACUACGUCUUCUGGACAGACCGAAAGACCCCCAGGCUCUUCUGGUCUGACAUACACGAGGCUUCACCGAAGAUAAGGAGGAUUGAUCUAGCACUUUUCCCGAAUACAACACAGCUCCUAAUCCAAGCAACGAACUCGUUGCCUGAUCCAAAAGAUCCCCUUCUGAACCACCCCUGUCUGAAGAAUCCAUGUUCUGACGUCUGCGUCCAACUUCCCCAUGACACCCCACAGGAUCAUCCGAAAAUAGCAAAUUUUGAAAUGGGAUAUAAAUGUUUAUGUCCCCCUGGGUUACUGGUAGAUGGUAACCAGUGCAUCAAACCUGUGACAUGUGGUUCGGAUGAGAUACUCUGCCAUAAGAGCAAUGUUUGUGUGAAGCAAGAUGCCCGGUGUGAUGGAAAGGCGGACUGUCCGAAGAAAGAAGAUGAGGAAGGUUGUAUAGUGGAUCCCGCAAACAUAUGUUCAACAGACGAGAUAUUCUGUAACGGUUUAUGCAUAAACAAGGACAAAGCCACGAUGUGUUCUUCGGCUGAGAAACCUAACAGGGGUGUACCUACAUCUGCAAACGAGCUGACGCAUUAUCUGACGGUAAGCAAGCAGGCGCCAACCAUGGUCAUCCGCAACACCAGAGGACCCGAAAAACUACCUUCAUCGGCAUGCAGCAGCACAGAAUUCCAGUGCACGGACUCCUCAAUCUGCAUCUCCCGGUCGCAGCUAUGUGACCAGCACGUUGACUGUCCUAAUGGGUCGGAUGAACAACUCUCAGAGUGUGACACCUACUCUUGUCAUGAAACUGAGUUCAUGUGUGCGUCCGGCUCGUGUAUAGUAAAAACGUGGACGUGCGAUGGAGACCGCGACUGUAACGAUGGGUCUGAUGAAAUUAACUGCGGCUUUUAUCAGUGCAGGAAUAGGGAGUGUGUAGAGCUAUCUAAGAGGUGUGAUGGACACCGGGACUGUACAGAUUACUCCGACGAAGAGGACUGUGAUGAACCUCAAAUUAUUGAGACGGUAGAAGCUCCGAAAUGUGCUGCUUGGGAGUAUACUUGUGAAAAGAACACUAGUAUUUGCUUGCCACAAACGGCUCGAUGCAAUAUGAAGACGGAUUGUCCGGGUGGCACAGAUGAACAUGGCUGCGACUUACGCUGUGCCCCGAAAGGGAUGUUUGCGUGUGGCCAACAAGUAACCUGUAUCACUAUGAACAAGGUCUGCAAUGGCCACCUGGACUGCGGUGAUGGCUCCGACGAGACACCUGACGCUUGUUCUCGGGUGAACAGGACCUCGCACUUAUUCCCUGUAGCUCGUACACUCAGUGAGUGUACCGAAGGCUAUAAAUGCAACAACGGGCAGUGUAUCGAAUGGUCACAGGUGUGUGACAAAAAGAGGGACUGCAUAGAUGGAACAGAUGAAAACGGAGUCUGUGAAACUGCAUGCGCAAACAACACGUGUACGUUCACGUGUCAGCCCACACCAUUCGGGCGUCGCUGUCUCUGCCCCUUCGGCUUCCAGCCGUCCAAGGAUCAGUUCUCAUGCGAGGACAUCGAUGAGUGCACUGAAGAUGUCUGCUCCCAAGGAUGUAUCAACGUUCCGGGAUCAUUCCUGUGCUGGUGCCAUCAUGGUUAUGCCAUCAGGAGGUCAGACCGUCGUUCCUGCAAGGCGAUACGAGGCAACAUGUCCAUCUUAUACGUGUCGGGUAACUCCGUACGCUCAAUCUCAGCGGACGGGUAUGGGGCUAUCGAGUACACCGAUACGGAAAUCUCGACCAUCACUGAUAUGGAUUAUAAUGUUCGACAGAAGAAGCUGUACGUGGCGUCCGAAGAGGGUGGCAAGUUGUUAGAAGUGAACGAAACGCAGAAUGUCAUCGCAGUUACAAACGUUGGGAAACCGUCGCGGGUGGCAGUGGACUGGGUGACGGGCAACGUGUACUUCGUCGACACGACGCCGUUGGACAAGCGCAUUCGAGUUUGCCAUGUCAAGAGGAAACGCUGCGCUUCCCUGAUAAAACUACCGUCUGAUGCCACGGUGACAGCGUUUAUAGUAGAGCCUAGUUCCAGCCGCAUGUUCUAUUGCAUCACUCGGAAGCUAGAGUCAGUGAUCUGGACAGCUAACCUGGCCGGCAGACACGUAACCGAUCUGGCUACAGUGCGGAAUUGCACUGGUCUGGCAGCAGACUCAUUCAAGCAGAAGCUGUACGUCGCAGAGACAGGACCAGCGCAUAUUAUCAGGAUGGACUAUGAAGGGGAGAAUUUUAACAAGAUUCUCUCCGAUCAUCCACGUCUGCAAGCACCGCACGGCCUAGAAAUUUUCGAAGACUACAUUUACUAUCUGGAAGCGAACUCAUUCCGUCUGAGCCGCUGCCAACUCUAUGGCUCCAAGCAUUGUGAGACCUACGUAUACCGUGUGUUUGACGCCAACACAUUUGUCAUACGCCAUGAGAGCAUCCAACGGGAUGACUUGCUCAAUGACUGUGAUGAUGUAGUUUGUGACAACAUUUGCGCGAUGGACGAAGAUGGGCCCAAAUGUCUGUGCAAUGAUGGCGCCUUGGCGAAGGGAGGGAAGUGUCCUGAGGUGGAUAAGAAAUUGGUGCCAUUAUUCAACGGCUGGUCGUACGAAGAGCUGGCAUCAGCCCACAGCGUUUCUUUCACCAUCAUAAUCGGAGUCCUGAUCCUGAUUGCCAUCUACCUCGGCGUCUUUGUGUACUACCACUUCGUGUACUUACCCAGGAAGAGAAUGUUAGCGACCCCUUAUACUGAAGUACGGUUCCAGAACACGCAUAAUUCGCCUUAUCCGGAAUCAGAUCCCACAGUGGAAUUGCACCCCUCAAGUUCGGUUUCACACGAGUUCAUAAACCCUCUUCAGUACGUAAGAAACAUGUGGUAUGGGCCCUUUAAGAAAGAUAGACGACCAAAUAACAUCUCUGGUCUACCGGUCACCACGGCCGCGUCCCCGCCGCAACCAGAUUUCUCCGAUACAGAAUCAGACUUAGAUGAUAAGGAGACCCUUCACGCGCGGACGGCGGGUGGACCUCUCGAUGACAACUCGAUGCUCGAACGCUUGCCUUGCGUUGCUAACGCGCAAUUGGACGCGCGCGUUCCGAUUGGACCGCUCGCUGCCUUAGUGCCGAUUAUUAACAGACUACCUAUGUACUCGAAAAUUCGUGAACCAAGUGACGUCCACUCGUUGACCCUCGGCGUUCUCGUUGACCGCAGGAUGAAUGGUGAUAACGCAACGUCCACCCGUGGACUUCCUGUCGACAACGAGUGA
Messenger RNA from Spodoptera exigua (beet armyworm), 5079 nucleotides. NCBI's taxonomy places the organism in Eukaryota, Metazoa, Arthropoda, Insecta, Lepidoptera, Noctuidae. The record is from the annotation of a GenBank genome assembly.